GGAAAAAGCGUCGGAGCUUCACUGCUGCAGAAGAAGAAGCGCUCCGCGAGACGAACCGAGUGGGCGUUUUCUCCCCUUCUGCUGGCUCGAUCCCGCCCGCCUCUUGAUCUCGCUGUUGCGGUAUGGCUCGGAGUUUUACUGAGAGCAAGACCAGAACCGCUGUAUUUGUACUUUUGGUAUUUGGACUUUGUUCCUUCUUCUACCUCCUUGGUGUAUGGCAAAGAAGUGGCUUUGGGAGAGGGGACAACAUAGCAGCUGUGGUGAAUGAGCAGACCAAAUGUAUGAAACUGCCAAACCUGAAUUUCGAGAGCCACCAUAGUGCAUCGGAGCUUCCAAACGACACUUUCAGUUCUGAAGUUAAAACUUUUGAGCCAUGUGAUGCGGGGUACACUGAUUACACUCCUUGCGAGGAGCAAAAGCGUGCAAUGACCUUCCCUAGGGACCACAUGAUAUAUCGGGAGAGGCAUUGCCCACCUGAAAAGGAGAAGCUGCACUGUUUGAUUCCAGCACCGAAGGGUUAUGUUGCUCCUUUUCCAUGGCCAAAGAGCCGUGAUUAUGUUUCUUAUGCCAAUGUGCCACACAAGAGCCUUACGGUUGAAAAGGCCAUCCAAAAUUGGGUGCACUAUGAGGGCAAUGUCUUCAGGUUUCCUGGCGGCGGAACACAAUUUCCUCAGGGUGCAGACAAGUAUAUAGACCAACUUGCUUCUGUUAUCCCAAUUACGGAAGGGAAAGUGAGAACUGCACUCGACACUGGUUGUGGGGUUGCCAGUUUGGGUGCUUACCUGUUGAAGAAAAAUGUUUUGACGAUGUCAUUUGCACCGAAGGAUAAUCAUGAGUCACAAGUACAGUUUGCACUGGAAAGAGGUGUUCCUGCAUAUAUCGGUGUACUUGGAUCAAUGAAGCUCUCAUUUCCAUCUCGAGUCUUUGACAUGGCACAUUGCUCGAGAUGUUUAAUUCCAUGGAGCGAAAGUAAUGGUAUGUAUAUGAUGGAAGUUGAUAGGGUACUUAGGCCCGGUGGGUAUUGGGUACUAUCAGGCCCACCUAUUGGUUGGAAGAUGUUCUAUAAGGGAUGGAAACGGACAAAAGAUGAUCUUCGGAGUGAGCAGAGAAAAAUAGAACAAUUCGCAGAACUUCUUUGCUGGAAGAAGAUUUCUGAGAAGGAUGGUAUUGCCAUAUGGAGAAAGAGAUUAAAUGACAAGUCUUGCCCCAGGAAGCAAGAUAAUUCAGGAGUUGCCAAGUGUGAGUCGACAAGCGGCAAUGAUGUAUGGUAUAAGAAAAUGGAAGCCUGUAUAACCCCCCUUCCCGAGGUUAAAAGUGUUUCGGAGGUUGCUGGUGGUCAACUAGAGCCAUUUCCCCAAAGGCUCAAUACAGUACCACCUCGGAUAGCCCAUGGUUUUGUACCUGGGUUCUCAGCUCAGACAUAUGACGAGGACAAUAAACUCUGGCAGAAGCAUGUUAAUGCUUACAAGAAAACCAAUGGCUUGCUUGAUACUGGAAGGUACCGCAAUAUAAUGGACAUGAAUGCUGGUCUUGGUAGCUUUGCUGCUGUACUGGAGUCCCCAAAGCUGUGGGUCAUGAAUAUCGUUCCGACCAUUGCAGAUACUUCCACUUUAGGUGUAAUCUAUGAGCGAGGAUUAAUAGGAAUGUAUCACGACUGGUGUGAAGGGUUUUCUACUUACCCAAGGACAUAUGACCUCGUACAUGCUAAUGGUGUCUUCAGUUUGUACGAGAACAAGUGUAACUUUGAAGACAUUCUCUUGGAAAUGGACCGGAUCUUACGCCCAGAGGGCGCAGUUAUAAUCCGUGACAAGGUUGAUGUGAUUGUAAAGGUGGAGAAAAUAGCCAAGGCCAUGAGGUGGAACACAAUAUUGGCUGACCACGAGGGCGGCCCUCGUGUGCCCGAGAAGAUACUCUUUGCAGUCAAGCAAUACUGGGUUGCUGACAGCAAGAGUCGUUAACAUGUCCGUAUAAUUUUGUCCCUGUCAGCGUACAUUGCAAGGAAACAUUCUGAGUAUAGGUUCGGAGAUCGGCACAUCAGAGUUGAUUACUGAAGAACCAAAGCAAUCCUAAACGAGAGGAGUAAAUCAUGCUGUACCUGCCGGCAUUCUAUUUUUCUCCGAGAUCAUCGGUGUGCCUAGUGCAAAGGGCUCACCCCUCUUAGAAGGGAACGGAUGCUGCUGCUUGCUGUUUUAGGACCUUCUCGGCAGUCUAUUCGCAAGGCAUGAAAUAGGAGUGCUCGAGUCCAUUCUUGUUUCCAGCACAGGUGUCUAGAGAACCUUCGAUAUGGUUCCUUUGCCUUGGCCCCAGUUUUGUUUGUGUUGUAUUUUAGAUAUUCAUGAAUUGGAGAGUGCAUCUGAACAGGCAGUGCUGUUUGUACUUGAGCUGAAUUACAAAGUAAUUUUGAGUCUGGCCAUGAGUCGGAACAAGAUUACAGAGGAUUUUCCCU
Messenger RNA from Lolium rigidum, 2446 nucleotides. RefSeq names its product probable methyltransferase PMT2. Gene Ontology annotation, cellular component: cytoplasm; trans-Golgi network; endosome. The record is from RefSeq and is a predicted model, not a curated record. Bases 123 to 1958 code for a protein of 611 amino acids. Lineage: Eukaryota; Viridiplantae; Streptophyta; Magnoliopsida; Poales; Poaceae. The transcript has 8 exons. Gene Ontology annotation, molecular function: methyltransferase activity.